AGGAAAAAAUAAGGGGGAAAAAGCUGUGAAUGAAGAGAAAAAUGGCAGAAAGGAGGAAAGAUGGAAAGAAUGAUGGGAAGAAGGAGAGAAGAGAAUCAGUGUGGCCAUCAAUCAAACUCAAAUUGAACCUUCAGAUCAAUCGCCUCAAAGAUAACGAUCUCAUUACCGUUGAGAAUUUCUUUACUCCAGCUGAAUCAAAGGCUUUUGUCAAAGCUGCAGAGUCAAUUGGGUUUGUUCACCAAGGAAGUCGUGGUCCUGCAUAUGGCGAAGCUUAUAGAGACAAUGAUCGUGUAUCCAUGCAUGAUCCUGAUCUUGCAGAUGCAAUGUGGAGAGUUGGACUGAACAAAUUAUUUUCCGACAUCAAAAUUCGAGGCAAAGUUGCUGUUGGAUUGAACCCUAAUAUUAGAUUUUACAGGUAUAAGGCUGGUCAGAGAUUUGGACGGCAUAUUGAUGAAAGUGUAGACAUUGGGGAAGGGAAGCGCACACACUACACUUUGUUAAUAUAUUUAAGUGGCGGUACCAAAUCUAAAACCAAAGUUGAUAAAGAUUCUCAGGAUUCAUUGUCUGAGAUCCUUGUUGGAGGGGAAACUGUCUUUUAUGGUCCAAGAAACGCUUUGGUUGCUGAGGUACCUCCAACUGAAGGAAUGGCUCUUGUUCACAUUCACGGGGAUAAAUGUAUGUUGCAUGAAGCUCGGAAUGUCACUAAGGGUAUCAAAUAUAUAUUACGAUCUGAUGUUGUAUUUUCUUGAACAAAUACCAAGCCUAAAUGAAUCAUCUAUGUUUUCUAAACCUCCCCUUGAGUUUAAUGAGCACAAAAUCUCUCCGACUUCUUGUAAUCCACCUACAUCUAUUUGUAACUUCUUUUUUAAGUCGAAUGACUGCUGUAUUCUGCCAUAAAUCUUGUUGCUUCUGGCAUCUCCCUGUGAAGAAUUUAAGUUAUACUUCUGUAUCACACAUGAAAAAGCAUUGAAUCUUUCACGAGUA
Messenger RNA from Solanum dulcamara, 984 nucleotides. RefSeq lists its product as uncharacterized. The coding region runs from base 30 to 749 and encodes 239 amino acids. Gene Ontology annotation, molecular function: L-ascorbic acid binding; procollagen-proline 4-dioxygenase activity; iron ion binding. Gene Ontology annotation, biological process: peptidyl-proline hydroxylation to 4-hydroxy-L-proline. Gene Ontology annotation, cellular component: endoplasmic reticulum. The record is from RefSeq and is a predicted model, not a curated record. NCBI's taxonomy places the organism in Eukaryota, Viridiplantae, Streptophyta, Magnoliopsida, Solanales, Solanaceae. The transcript is spliced from 4 exons.